Podospora pseudocomata is the source of this 393-nucleotide messenger RNA. RefSeq lists its product as uncharacterized. NCBI's taxonomy places the organism in Eukaryota, Fungi, Ascomycota, Sordariomycetes, Sordariales, Podosporaceae. The record is from RefSeq and is a predicted model, not a curated record. Bases 1 to 393 code for a protein of 130 amino acids. The transcript is spliced from 2 exons.
AUGGCGUUUAAUGAUGCCCUGCGUGCGGUUGAUGGGGGAGAGGGUCAUGAUGCUGUUGCGGAGAAGUAUGCCGGGGAGAUUCAUGGGACGGCACAGACUGGGAAGGACAAGGGUGAGGAUGUGGAGAUUGUUGAGGGUGAGGGGGGAUUGCGUAUGAAGUUUGAGAAGAUGAAGUUGACUCGGGAUGGGGAGGUCUGGCUAGAGGUGGAGGAUGAGGGGAGCGGUGAGGAGAGUGACGAUGGUGAGGAGAGUGACGAUGGUGAGGGGGAUGAGGAUGAGGAUGAAGAUGGCGAUGAGGAGUGGCAAGAGGACGAUGUGGAGUACUAUGAGGAGUCUGAGGAGUACUAUGAUGAUGAUUAUGAAGAUUACGGUGAGUGGGAUUUGGUUGGAUAA